AUGACGACGGAUAAGACGGCGGAGCACGAGCGGAUGCUUGCAGCCAUGGAGGAGGAGGAGGGGGACGGGCUGCCGGAGCUGCCGAGGAUCCACUCGUCGGCGCUGUCGUUCCGCGGGCCGAAGCUGAUGGGCCCGCGGUCGGGCACGCGCUCACAGUUUGGCCUGCAAUCCGAGUCCCACAAACGCUCGUCUCCUCAAGUGGGGUUCGGCAGCGCGCCGCGGUUCGACUCCAAGCAGAAGCGCUUCAUCUCGAAGGGGCACUCGCACGCCCUCCUGCCCGUCUGGACCCCUGGCCCGGGCACAUACAAGCGCGAGGGCGCGCUGGGGAAGCAGGCGUACUCGGAACGCAUCAGCAAGGGGGAGUUCUCCUUCUGCUCCGACAACAGGUUCGGGCCGUCCGUGCGCGAGCGCCAGGUGGCUGGGAAGGUGCCCGGCCCCGGCGCGUACCCACACCCCACGUCGCUGGGCGACCAGACGCUGUCCGUGAAGGCCUCCGCGGGGCGCGUGGGCUUUCCGACGUCGCAGCGCAGCAACCAGGUCUGCUACAAGGGCCAGGAGGAGCAGUUCUAUGCGCGUGGCACGCCUGGUCCGGGCACCUAUGUCCCUGACCGUGCUUUGGGCGAGCAGACGCUCGCGGGGCGCACGAGCGCGGCGACCGUGUCGUUCUCGCGCGAAGAGCGGGCGAUGAACAAGGGCGGGAGCCGCGCGAAGGCCAAGGCGAUGGACGUCCCGGGCCCUGGGGACUACUUCAAGCUGGAGCCGAUCGGGACGAACAAGCCGGCGUUCUCCUUCUCGAAGGCGGCGCGCGGGAGCCGGCCAGGGAGCCUGGCGGCCGCGAAGGCGGAGAUGGAGGCCGGGCAGGGGGCGACGAAGCUGAAAGUGCCGGAGUCGCUGGGGUCGCAGCUGCGGUCGGACAAGCGCACGUACCCUCAAUUCAGGUUCUCGCAACAACAGCGCUUCAAGGCCGCGGGGACGACGGACGAAACCACGCCCGGGCCCGGCUCGUACUGGGUGUGA
Molecule: messenger RNA, 1017 nt
Organism: Pedinophyceae sp. YPF-701
Lineage: Eukaryota; Viridiplantae; Chlorophyta; Pedinophyceae
Source: the annotation of a GenBank genome assembly